This is a messenger RNA of Phyllostomus hastatus (greater spear-nosed bat), 5708 nucleotides long. RefSeq names its product transcription elongation regulator 1 (gene TCERG1). Gene Ontology annotation, molecular function: RNA polymerase binding; transcription coregulator activity. The record is from RefSeq and is a predicted model, not a curated record. The transcript has 23 exons. Lineage: Eukaryota; Metazoa; Chordata; Mammalia; Chiroptera; Phyllostomidae. Gene Ontology annotation, cellular component: nucleus. The coding region runs from base 53 to 3340 and encodes 1095 amino acids.
CUGGCCAAUAGAAGACGCCCGGUCGGCGGGUGGAUGAACGCGGUUUUCUGUAAUGGCGGAGCGUGGCGGGGACGGGGGGGACGGUGAGCGAUUCAACCCAGGGGAGCUCAGGAUGGCUCAACAGCAGGCCUUGAGGUUUCGAGGCCCAGCUCCCCCACCAAAUGCAGUGAUGCGAGGCCCACCACCUCUCAUGAGACCUCCUCCACCGUUUGGCAUGAUGCGAGGCCCUCCCCCACCGCCACGGCCCCCCUUUGGACGUCCUCCUUUUGAUCCUAACAUGCCUCCAAUGCCUCCUCCGGGAGGGAUUCCUCCACCCAUGGGCCCACCACACCUUCAGAGACCACCUUUCAUGCCUCCACCCAUGGGAACCAUGCCUCCUCCUCCAGGCAUGAUGUUUCCGCCGGGAAUGCCUCCUGUGACUGCUCCUGGUACUCCAGCUCUGCCUCCGACUGAAGAGAUAUGGGUGGAAAACAAAACUCCAGAUGGGAAGGUUUAUUAUUAUAAUGCUCGGACACGUGAAUCUGCAUGGAGCAAGCCAGAUGGAGUUAAGGUUAUUCAGCAGUCAGAACUGACACCUAUGCUUGCAGCCCAGGCACAGGUUCAGGCCCAGGCCCAGGCCCAGGCUCAGGCUCAGGCCCAGGCCCAGGCCCAAGCCCAAGCCCAAGCCCAGGCUCAGGCUCAGGCCCAGGCCCAGGCCCAGGCCCAGGCCCAGGCGCAGGCGCAGGCCCAGGCGCAAGUGCAGGUGCAAGCACAAGCAGUAGGAGCUUCCACCCCUACGACCAGUAGCCCAGCACCUGCAGUAUCCACUUCAGCAUCAUCAUCCACCCCAUCCUCUACCACUUCUACCACGACAACUGCCUCUUCGGUUUCGCAGACAGUAUCAACACCCACAACACAAGAUCAGACUCCAAGUUCUGCUGUUUCAGUUGCCACGCCUACAGUUAGUGUUUCAACUCCUGCUCCUACAGCCACACCUGUGCAAACCGUUCCCCAGCCGCACCCCCAGACGUUACCUCCGGCUGUCCCUCAUUCGGUACCUCAGCCAGCGGCGGCAAUACCUGCGUUUCCACCAGUAAUGGUACCUCCGUUUCGUGUUCCUCUUCCUGGCAUGCCAAUUCCACUUCCAGGUGUAGCAAUGAUGCAAAUAGUCAGCUGCCCGUAUGUAAAGACAGUCGCUACCACCAAGACCGGUGUAUUGCCAGGAAUGGCCCCUCCUAUUGUACCCAUGAUACAUCCCCAGGUUGCUAUUGCAGCUUCACCUGCUACCUUAGCUGGAGCAACAGCAGUAUCUGAGUGGACUGAAUAUAAAACCGCAGAUGGGAAGACAUAUUAUUAUAAUAAUAGAACAUUAGAAUCAACCUGGGAAAAACCCCAAGAACUAAAGGAAAAAGAAAAAUUAGAAGAGAAGAUUAAAGAGCCAAUGAAAGAACCUUCUGAAGAACCUUUGCCAAUGGAGACAGAGGAGGAGGAUCCUAAAGAAGAGCCAAUGAAGGAGAUCAAGGAGGAGCCCAAAGAAGAGGAGAUGACUGAAGAAGAAAAGGCCGCGCAGAAGGCCAAACCAGUAGCUACUACCCCUAUUCCUGGCACGCCAUGGUGUGUCGUCUGGACUGGCGAUGAGCGGGUCUUCUUCUAUAACCCGACCACCCGGCUUUCCAUGUGGGACCGGCCUGAUGACCUCAUUGGAAGGGCAGAUGUUGACAAAAUUAUUCAGGAGCCCCCUCACAAAAGAGGAAUGGAAGAAAUGAGGAAGCUAAGGCACCCAACCCCAACGAUGCUGUCCAUCCAAAAGUGGCAGUUCUCUAUGAGUGCAAUUAAAGAAGAACAUGAAUUAAUGGAAGAACUUAAUGAAGAUGAACCUGUUAAAGCCAAAAAACGGAAGAGAAUGUCAAAGAAGUCCUUUAUGUGGAUUGCCCGAGCUUCUCUAUUUAGGCGAGACGAUAAUAAAGACAUUGAUUCAGACAAAGAAGCUGCAAUGGAAGCUGAAAUUAAAGCUGCCCGAGAAAGGGCCAUUGUCCCUCUGGAGGCCCGAAUGAAGCAGUUCAAGGACAUGCUGCUAGAGAGAGGGGUGUCCGCGUUUUCAACAUGGGAGAAGGAGUUGCACAAGAUAGUUUUUGAUCCUCGAUACUUACUUCUCAACCCUAAAGAGAGAAAACAGGUAUUUGAUCAAUAUGUAAAGACCAGGGCGGAGGAAGAACGUAGGGAAAAGAAAAACAAAAUUAUGCAAGCCAAGGAAGAUUUCAAAAAAAUGAUGGAAGAAGCAAAAUUUAAUCCAAGAGCUACUUUUAGUGAAUUUGCAGCCAAGCAUGCUAAAGACUCAAGAUUCAAAGCAAUUGAAAAGAUGAAAGAUCGAGAAGCCUUGUUUAAUGAAUUUGUGGCAGCUGCACGGAAGAAAGAGAAAGAAGAUUCGAAGACCAGAGGUGAGAAGAUUAAAUCGGAUUUCUUUGAACUAUUAUCUAAUCAUCACCUGGACAGUCAGUCUCGAUGGAGCAAAGUAAAAGACAAAGUAGAAAGUGAUCCACGGUACAAAGCGGUGGAUAGUUCAUCAAUGAGAGAAGACCUUUUCAAACAGUACAUAGAAAAAAUAGCCAAGAAUUUAGAUUCAGAAAAAGAAAAGGAGCUUGAAAGACAAGCCCGCAUUGAGGCCAGCCUUCGAGAACGAGAAAGAGAGGUUCAGAAGGCUCGAUCAGAACAGACGAAAGAAAUAGACCGAGAGAGGGAGCAGCACAAGCGGGAAGAAGCGAUCCAGAAUUUCAAAGCCCUUCUGUCUGACAUGGUGCGUUCUUCAGAUGUGUCGUGGUCCGACACGCGGAGGACUCUGCGGAAGGAUCACCGCUGGGAGUCUGGGUCCCUGCUGGAAAGAGAGGAGAAGGAGAAGCUCUUUAACGAGCACAUCGAAGCACUUACCAAAAAGAAGAGGGAGCACUUUAGGCAACUUCUGGACGAGACUUCUGCAAUUACCUUAACAUCCACAUGGAAAGAAGUAAAAAAAAUCAUUAAGGAAGAUCCUCGGUGCAUUAAGUUCUCCUCCAGUGACAGGAAAAAACAAAGGGAGUUUGAAGAAUACAUCAGAGACAAGUACAUCACUGCCAAAGCUGACUUCAGGACGCUUUUGAAAGAGACCAAAUUUAUAACAUAUAGAUCCAAAAAGCUCAUCCAGGAAUCUGAUCAGCACCUGAAAGACGUAGAGAAAAUUUUGCAGAAUGACAAACGGUAUCUGGUACUAGACUGUGUGCCAGAGGAGAGGCGGAAACUGAUCGUGGCCUACGUGGAUGACCUCGACCGCCGGGGCCCUCCCCCACCUCCCACCGCGUCCGAGCCCACCAGACGGUCAACGAAAUAAUUCUGCACACUCUGCCACAGGGGUAUCUAUUCAUUCAAAAUGCUUGCAUGAGCCAACUUUCAGGUUUUUACAUGUAUGUGCAUUAGUCAAACUAUUGCAAAACCAUCUGCUGAACAGGAGGAGGAGCAUUCGUGAACAGUUGCUGACAGAGAACACUUGGAAAUAUUUAUGCUUUUCUUUGUGUGGCAUGACUGACAUACAUACUCAAAUGUAGGCUGUCUCUAGUAAGUCUCAAAUCUUGAAGCUAAAUAUCAUCCUUUUAUGAGGUGUGGAAGUCAGUGACUUUUGGUGACAUUCUUUCUAGCAGUGUUAUACAUUGAAGACAUAGGAGCAUUUGUGGUUUGAACUUGCAAGAUACAAAUACCACAGACUCCAAGAAAACCUAAGUUGGGGUUUGGUUUGUUUUGAUUUUGUUUUUUAAAGCGGGUAAAAGAGAAAACACUGAAAAUUGAAUUCUUUUCUUCCAGAGGUUAAGAUUAUUAUAAUGGACAUACUUUUACCUUUGUCUGUAAAGAACACUUUAGUUUUAUUUGUUCACUUACGUGCUUUGAUUAUCCCCUCUGAAUUGUAGGCCAAGUCUUGUUUAGCAUAAGAGAAGAUUUAUUUAGUAAUUUCUUCUCAGGUGUGGAACCACAGUCAUAAUUUAACAUGUUGGCCAGAAGAGAGAACUGCUGGUUAAACAUGCUCACUGUUCAGUGAUCUCUAUCAAUAUUCUGGAUUAGACAGCAGAUUACCUUUCUGGGUGUUCCCUGUAAACUAUACUCCUGUUUGAAUGUUAAACUUUUGUUUCUAAAGUUUAAUUUUAAGAUGUUUGAAUGUUCAGUUUAUGUAUUUGAACUACAAUAAACCAAUCCUUUUUAUAUAUGUGGAUUGUAUAUGAUUAUGCUACAUAGUUUAUAAAAACUUCUUUUAAACCUGUUCUUAAAAGCAGCAGCAAAUGUAAUUUGGUACAAAAAAAAAAGUUGACUUUAAGUCUUGAAUAUCACAUAGUUUUGAAAGGCUUGACUAGACUAAAUUAUUUGCAGUACAAAACAGAUGGGAUGUGUAAAGAACCAUUUUGGUGCUCAGUCUCUUAGCUGUUUUUUGUUUUCUUGUUUUUGCCUUUUACAUUAACACUGACAGUUAAUGCUGCUUUUUUUUGUUUUGGCGUCCUUUCAAGGUGUCAUGCACACCGUGCCGUGAAACUUAGGCCCUUUGAUCCCCAGUUGUUCUUUGUAGCUUUACCUCCCCAGUUUAGAAAGAUCCUUCUAUUUCAUUCCUUCAUAGGUUUCUAGUUUCAGUACCCCAUAAAGAAAAUGUUUAGAAAAAUAAAUGUCAAUAGGAUAAUCUAUUUUCUCUGUUAAUCUUACACAAAUUGUGAUUGUAACAAAACCUAAAAAGAAGGAAUACCAACAGAUCUGUUACGUGCACAGAUACACAUCACCCACAUACACAAACACAUUCACAUCUAUGUUACGUAGUACUCAGCUUAAAUACACUAUAUGCCUCAAAAUUCUGGUGAACUCUGUAUGGGGUGACCUGGACGUGAUUGCUUCACUAAGGCCUUAACCUGUACAACUGCUAGUCAACAGGAUUGUUUCCUUUUUUUCCCCCUUCUCUAUUUUUAAAGUUUAUUUAUAUAAAUUCAUUGAAUGAUUUUUACGUCUUACGAAGAGUGAAAUGGAAGUGUUUGACAAAAGGAACACAACUAUCACAGAAACAUGACUGUCUCACAAAGGGGAAGCUUCUGGAGCAGUUGGUUCUUUUGAGUCCCACGUGGUGUCGUGUGCCCAUUCACGGCAUUCUCUCGCUCGCAGUAGAGACGUGGGGAGAAAACGGUUUGGAGAUCCCAGGUUUCCUGCUGUUACUACAAAGUAUUUGGGGUUGAUUGCUCAUGCAAGUUGCAGAUCAGACUCUUUUCAUGCAGAUUUCUUUAAGAGAUCAGGUUGGGACUCUAUGCAUCCAGCUCUUAAUGAAGGGGUGGUUGAAAUUACACUGUUUCAGUCCUGCGUCUUGAUUUGCUGCUUAUCAGCAGACACUUGACAAAUCAAUGAGUCCGUUUCCGGGACCUCUGCACAAAGCCUCCUUGUGCCAAACGAUGAUUUUGAAAGGAGCAUUCAAGACAGACUUUACUUCUCCAAAACUGUCUGAAGCGAAACAGUUUUUGUUUGUAAGUUAAGAGAUCAAACAUUGGAAUCUUGCAUCCUACAUUUACUACAUGUAAUAUACAUAAAAACCUUUAAUUCAAAUAGUUCAUCACAGGUGUUAAAGGUAAUCCCUUUGUGUAACUAUCUUAUCACAAAAACAGUAUUUUGGAUACUCGGGUUAAAUUGUAGUUUAUGUGAUCAUGUGAGCCUCAGAAUAAAAUUUGUAAUGAACUGAGUUAAAA